CCAAAAAUCAAUGAAUUAGAGGAACAAAUUAAUAACCUUAUUAAAAAAAAUACUUUAUUGGAAGAUGAAGCGUCAAGUUAUCAAUCCGCUCUUGGUGCAGCCACAAAUUUUCAAUUAAGUGAUAAUGAUCAAAAUCAUGCUGUGAAAUUAAAUAAUGAUAUUGCAGAUCUAAAUGAUAAUAUAAAAAAUUAUGUAACCAAUUUAAAACAAAAUAUCGUUGUUAAUAUAAAAGAGGUUAAAAAACUCUUAUCACUUUAUAAAUGUCCAGUUGAAAUUAAAGAUCAAAGAACAAGUAGAUUAUUGAUUCAAGCAGUUUUGCAACGGCACGUCAUCGAAAUCAUAUUCGAAAGUGCUACACAAUAUUUUCAAUACUCUGGACGGCCUCAACUUGAACACCUUGAAUCACAAAUUGUUAGUAAAGAAUGUGAACUGUCCGAAUUAUUAAAUUACGCCUCCAAAUAUCGUUCCGGGAAUGAUGAAAUAACACACGUCGCACCAAUAAAAUUGCGACAGCAAAUCUAUUCAAUUCUUAGUAAUCGUGGAUUUGAGGAUACUUGUAGAGAAAACAACACUGCAUAUGAGCACCCUUUCAUUACUAAUUGUAAACGAAAACUAAACGACAUCAUGAACGGACUACGUAUUAUCAACGAUAGACAGAUGAAAUCAGAUUCCGAGAAAUUGGCCGUAACUAUCAUUCGCGAGGUUGUAAAUAUAUUUUACUUUAGAUUGAAAGUUCAAGAACCUGUUGUACAACAUAGUUGGUUUUCGUAUAAUGCUAGACUAGAUAAAACAUUAAUGGAUGGGAAUCAAUAUGACAGUGAUUAUGAAAAUUUAUACGUUGAUUUAUGUUAUUUUCCUCUAAUUGGAAAAGACCUUAUGUCAGAAAAUCGAAAAGUCUAUACACUUGCAAAGGUU
Funneliformis geosporum is the source of this 915-nucleotide messenger RNA. The record is from the annotation of a GenBank genome assembly. NCBI's taxonomy places the organism in Eukaryota, Fungi, Glomeromycota, Glomeromycetes, Glomerales, Glomeraceae.